UUCUGGCUGACCCUGGCACUCUGCACUCUGCUUCAAGCUCGCAUUAGCCCGAACACUCUCUUGUCCCUAUUGUGAGUAUCUUGCUAGAUCACAGCUAUACUCUAAUCGUCUGCUAUACUUCGCUUCCUAAUAUGACAGCCGUGAAUCGCGUAGAAGAAGCCCAGAUGAAUGGCAACCUCAUUGAUCUCAUCUCUGCUGCUGUCGGCGGCGAAACACUAGCUUGCUCAGACGAGUUCUUUGCAGAGGCAAGCAAUCUCAUCAACCCAAAACCCCCAGUCUUCAAACCAGACCUGUACGUGCCAAGUGGCAAGUGGUUUGAUGGCUGGGAGACAAAGCGGCACAAUCAGCAGCCCACAGACUGGGUCAUCAUCAAGCUGGGCGUGACUGGCUACAUCGAGGCCUGCGAGAUAGACACAGCCUUCUUCAACGGUAAUGAAGCACCUGCUAUCUCUGUAGAUGGCUGUAUCCUCAAGGAGGGACAGGAUGUGGACAAAGCAAAGUGGUCUGAAGUCAUCGCCAAGACCCCUUGUGGGCCUUCCCAGCGCCACUUCUUCCAGCUAGCCAAGCCAGCUUCUGAGCUCUUCACACAUGUUCGUCUACAUCAACACCCAGAUGGUGGUGUAGCACGCUUCAGACUUUAUGGUAAAGUCAAGCCUACAUUCCCAGAUGACAAGUCUGUCGUUCUCGACAUGGCGUCGGUCCGCAAUGGCGGUAUUGCUCUUCACUGCUCCGACCAGCACUUUGGCCGCAUUCAAAACUUGAUCCUGCCAGGCACAGGUCAAGACAUGAGUGACGGAUGGGAGACAUCUCGAUCUCGUGCACCAGGCCAUUAUGACUGGGCCAUCCUCAAGCUCGGCGGUGCUACUGAGCUAGAACGUAUCGUGGUGGACACGAUCCAUUUCAGGGGCAAUUAUCCACAAAGUGUCGAGGUAUCUGCAACAGCCUCAGAGAGUGAUGCUGCAGAUGCGCUGGAGUCUGCCAAGUGGGCACGCAUUGUUGAACGAAGCCCGACCAAAGCUGAUAUUGAGCACGAAUACCAAGUCUCGGGAGCAGGGCCCGCUACGCACAUCAAGGUCUGCAUGCACCCUGACGGUGGCAUCAAGCGAGUCAGGGCUUUCGGAAGACGUAUUUAGAAUAAAUUCGCAAGGUCAUAGCAGAUAUGGAUCAACUAGACCAUGUCCGUCUACUCU
Protomyces lactucae-debilis is the source of this 1190-nucleotide messenger RNA. Its product is annotated as galactose-binding domain-like protein. Bases 132 to 1133 code for a protein of 333 amino acids. Gene Ontology annotation, molecular function: allantoicase activity. The record is from RefSeq and is a predicted model, not a curated record. NCBI's taxonomy places the organism in Eukaryota, Fungi, Ascomycota, Taphrinomycetes, Taphrinales, Protomycetaceae. Gene Ontology annotation, biological process: allantoin catabolic process. The transcript has a single exon.